Messenger RNA from Pundamilia nyererei, 2624 nucleotides. RefSeq names its product transmembrane protein 168b (gene tmem168b). The transcript is spliced from 4 exons. NCBI's taxonomy places the organism in Eukaryota, Metazoa, Chordata, Actinopteri, Cichliformes, Cichlidae. The record is from RefSeq and is a predicted model, not a curated record. Bases 471 to 2564 code for a protein of 697 amino acids.
UAAGAGAAAAAAACUGCAUCAACAAUACGGUUUGGACGUUUGAACUUUUCAACACCAGUUCUGACCCUUUAUGCUUACCGUAGUCUUAGCACAAUCAUGGCGACUGUCAUCUGACUGAAAAGUUUUGAUGUGAAACUUUUUGAACUGAUGUCUUUCACAGUCCCGCUGGCUGGCGUCAGAAUAACCCAACUGCGAUCGUUUAUAAUCGUGCCAAACGUCAGAUGGAAGAAUACAAACAAGUGACAUCCAAGAUGUGAGUGUUUUGACCGCUGACACUAACCGUCCUGAAGAUGUGCCGCUGAGGAGCUAACGCCAGCUAAGCUAGCUACUUUCAACAAGUUAGCCCGCUGGCUAAACCGAGUUUGAAUGUCGCGGGAUUUCAGAUGUCACAGCGGACAGUAGACCGGGUAAUAUCUGACUUAAAUGCCAUUUUUUAGUUUCAGGUCGUUGGUAUUUAAUUUAAAAGGAAAAUGUGUCGUUUUCUACGUUACUGUGUCAGUCACUGCCUUCACGCAGCGAUGACCCGGCUGGAGGAAGUCAACGGAGAGAUGAGCAUGUGGUCAUCAGUCCGGUGGCUAGGCUACUUGUCCGGGCUUAACCUGCUCGUGGCCCUGUGCAUAGGUCUCUAUGUCCGGUGGGAAACAAGCGCGGAGUCCGCUCUUCUUGUCAUUUUUGUUUUGGCCCUGGUUGUCCUUGGAAUAGCCAUUGGCCUCUACUACUUCAGUAUGGAGAGGAUGAGCCUCAGCAUCCUCCACCUGUGGUUCGGUUUUUUGCUGGGUCUUCUGUGUUUCCUCAACUCCCCCGCCCUGGACGUCGACGUCAGGGAGCAGGUUACCAACUACCUGCUGCUGGCCAGCGUGGCUCUGAGGACACUGUGGGCACUGCUGGAGAGACUGGUUGGAUGUGCUAGGUAUCGCCCUGCCUUCUUGACCUCCGCGGAGCGCCUGGAGCUAGCUGGCUUUGCGAUCGCCAGCACCGCGCUGCUCAUUCAGAAGUCCCUGAGCGUGGUGGUGCUCGUGGUCGCUCUGGGCACGGUCAUGGUUGCGCUGCGGAUGAAGGCGCUCCUGGCGCUCGCCAACCUGGCCUGCUUCGCUGUCAUCACUGCCGUGCUGUUCUUUAAGUCUCUGAACAUUACCACCAACCCGUUCGCCCUCUCCUGCUUCUUCAGCCAGCUCAUCUGCGACCCUCUGCUCGAUGUCUACUUCAGCGGCCUCUCUGUGACCGAGCGCUGGCAACCGUUUCUGGUGUGGAGGGGGCUGUGGCGCCGGGUCUCCCUCCUGCCCCUGCUGGCGGUGGAGGUGAGCUUCAUCGUCCUUUCUGCUGGGAGACUUUUAGACCAGGAACAGUGGUACCGCACGAUCCCAGCCUUCGUGGUGUGUGCGCUCUUCUGGGGUAUUUGCCACAUGGUGUUUGUCAUCACUGUGUGGGGUUUUCACUCUAAGCUCAGCGAAUGCCAGAGGCUGUGCUGGUCGGAGGUCAGCGACCUGGACAAGAUGAUGGCCUCCAAAGGCAUGCGACAUUUCUGCCUCAUCUCUGAACGCCUGGUGUUCUUUACUCUGGUGUCCACGAUAGCUGUGGGUGCUCUGUGCUGGCAGCAGGCCAAAAACAGUUUGUUUGUGAGCACUUUCCUGCUCAUUCUGCCCCUGGAGUCUCUGUUCCAUGGACUCUUCCAUGAGCUCGGGAACACCCUGGGAGGAACAUGCGUGGGCUAUGCAGUGGUCAUUCCCACCAACUACUGCAGUCCUGACGGUCAGCCGAUGCUGCUGCCUCCAGGCCAGGUGCACGAGUUGAACAGGCGCUCUACGGGUAUGUUGAACAACGUGCAGCGCUUCUUUGCCCACCACCUGAUUGAGACGUUUGGCUGUGACUAUUCCACCAGCGGGGUAACCCUGGAGGCUCUGCAGUCCAAGAUGAAAUCCUUUCUGGACCUCCGUACCCCAGACGGCCCACGCCACGACACCUACGUAAUCUUCUACAGUGGCCAUACGCAUCGCACUGGCGAGUGGGCGCUGGCAGGUGGAGACACUCUACAUCUGGAUCACAUCUUGGAGUGGUGGAGGGAAAAGAACACCAACUUCUGUUCCCGCCUUGUUGUGGUGCUCGACUGUGACAACUCUCUGCCAUGGGUGAAGGCGGUUACGAAGGUGGAAAAUCUGUAUGUUGCCAUCCAGGGAGCGACGCUCUCCAGAGCGGCGGACGUCGAGCUGCAUGACCUGCCGCAGCUCGGAGACUUCACCUCCGAGUGGGUGGAGUACAACUGCAACUCAAACAGCAACAUCCAGUGGUCAGAGAGGGGCAGGGCGGUUUCUGCUGCUUACGGCAUCUCCAAACACUGGGGCGACUACACGCUGCACCUACCAACAGGAAGCGACGUCACCAAUCACUGGAGCAUGUACUUCCCCCGGGUUACCUAUCCUGUGGUCCAGCUGGCGCUGUGGUGCGGCAGCCUGAACCUGCUGUGGACCUGCAGCGCCUGCCUGCGAUGUCUCAAGAGACUCAAGCUCAACUGGUUUCCACCAGCAAUACUGGACACGGGGCAGGGCUUCAAACUGGUCAGAUCAUAGAAAUAUGUGUGAACCUGUUUUUAUUUGAAGAAUAUAUUUCUAAAAAAUAUUUCCUAAAGU